AUGGUGAGCGACGUUGGAGCCACUCCAGCGAGUGACUGGCUCUCCGCAGAGUCCGUCAUGAUGGAUAAUAUUGGUAAGAUGAUCGAACAACAAGCACUUGGUGAACAAGCGGUCGAUUCUCCCAACAAUAGUGCGCAUGCGGUGACAGCCGGUGGCAUGGAGACGCAAGUCGUCCGUAUGAGGCUUGUGUCGCGUGCCGUGGUGGAGCGUCGUUUGGUUAAACAGGAGGAUGCUGAUGGACAACUUUCCGUCAUUGUCCAGCCACAAGAAGACUCCAGAGACUCGGAACUGCUUAGUCCUGGAAAGCUGUCGCCGACCUCCGUCUCAGUGGCCAACAUGAUAGACGCCGCGGACUUUCGAACGAUGAAUCCUGAACCUACCUACCAGACGUUAACCUCAGUGAACGGCAGGAUGUCUCCUCCAGGAUAUUCUCCCAGUUCCUCCUACGCCACUUUAACUCCUCUGCAACCUCUGCCACCAAUUUCCACCAUGUCGGAUAAGUUCGCGUACGGACAUGCUAGCAAUGUGACAGGUUCUUUCACCGUCAUGCAAAACAAUACUCUUGGUAUCGGUCUGGGUCUUGGUGUUAAUUCGAAUACCUCUUACACGAUGACGAACAUGGGGAUGACUCCGCCGCACAACUAUUCCUCGCCGGGAAUGGGAAUGCAACAACAAGCCAGCCCCAUUAGUCCGCAAAGUGCGUAUAGUCAAAAUGGACUGCCCUCUCCGCAGAAAAGCAUGUCUCCGCCAAGUUACGACUCCCCCUACGGCCAGCAGAGAGACCUGGUAGCCAGGUCGCUCCACAGCCCUCAGUUAAGCCCUCCCUCAGCCUCUCUGAACUCUCCGGACGGUACGUUGGUGACAAGUUUUAGUGGUACCACCUUAAACGGUCUCGGACUACAAAAUCACCCGCCCACACUAGUGCAGAUAGCACCAUCGCAAAGAGAUUGUUCGCCUUCGCCUCCCGUUGUUACAUUACAACAAGGUCCGCCCGUGUCUCAGCACCAACAACAAUCACAACAACAAAAUGCAAACAUGCAACAAAUCUCUACGAAAAAUUCUAGUCCCGGUUCUCUGACGGUGCCCGCGAUAGCAGCUGACGUCGAGGAGAUCAACACCAAAGAGCUUGCCCAAAGAAUCAGCGCUGAACUGAAACGAUACAGCAUUCCUCAGGCCAUAUUCGCCCAACGAGUACUGUGCCGAUCGCAAGGUACCUUAUCGGAUCUCCUGCGAAAUCCCAAACCCUGGUCGAAAUUGAAAUCUGGACGGGAAACGUUUCGGAGGAUGUGGAAAUGGCUUCAAGAACCCGAGUUCCAGAGGAUGUCAGCAUUACGAUUAGCAGGUUGCAAGAGGAAAGAGGACCCUACGACCAAUACGGAGCAAUUACCUACUCCGAAGAAACCCAGAUUGGUUUUCACAGACCUGCAGCGUCGUACACUGCAGGCUAUUUUUAAGGAAACCAAGAGGCCGUCGAAAGAGAUGCAGGUGACAAUAGCGAGGCAGCUGGGCUUGGAGCCCACGACCGUAGGAAAUUUCUUCAUGAAUGCGCGAAGGCGAUCGAUGGACAAAUGGAAAGACGAGGAUCCGAAGUCGGCCGUUUCGGCGUUAAUGCACCAGCAGAUGUCGCCGGGCAUGGACGACGACCUUGACGGCGACGGCGACCUCGACGAUAUGGACGACCAUGACGAUCAGGAUGACGUGUUGUGA
Brassicogethes aeneus is the source of this 1707-nucleotide messenger RNA. Lineage: Eukaryota; Metazoa; Arthropoda; Insecta; Coleoptera; Nitidulidae. The record is from the annotation of a GenBank genome assembly.